This is a messenger RNA of Histoplasma capsulatum G186AR, 300 nucleotides long. RefSeq lists its product as uncharacterized. NCBI's taxonomy places the organism in Eukaryota, Fungi, Ascomycota, Eurotiomycetes, Onygenales, Ajellomycetaceae. The record is from RefSeq and is a predicted model, not a curated record. The coding region runs from base 1 to 300 and encodes 99 amino acids. The transcript has 2 exons.
AUGCAUGCGGUAGACGCCGCUGCAGUAUUAUAUGGAUCUGUUUGUGAGAGCUUGAACUAUGGCGAAUUUGGCACUACACAUCCGCUACGUUUGACUUCACUCCAGAGUCAUAGGUCCGAAGUGCUAGGUGGGAUGAGCAGGAUUACCCCAGCCAGCCGCUCGACCGCUACCAUUAUUCAGGAACUGGAAGAGGCGGCUGUUUUAGCGAGGUCGACACUCGGCGACCCAACGUCCAUGGGGCAUGGUUCACGAUUCAUGGUUCAGGGAUGCCGAUGGACAUGCUGCGUCAAUGCUCCGUAG